Molecule: messenger RNA, 3183 nt
Organism: Paramuricea clavata
Lineage: Eukaryota; Metazoa; Cnidaria; Anthozoa; Malacalcyonacea; Plexauridae
Source: the annotation of a GenBank genome assembly
AUGCCCGAUGGAACUGAGCGUCCUAUAGGAUAUGUUUCACGUUCACUCAACCCAGCUGAGCGGAACUAUUCAACCAUUGACAAGGAGGCACUGGCGAUGAUCGUUGGGGUGAAAAAAUUCCAUCAGUUUUUAUAUGGCAAGAGAUUUACCAUUCGAACUGACCACAAGCCACUCGAAGGUCUAUUUGGAGAGAAGAAGGGGAUCUCAGCACAGGCAUCACCCAGAGUUCAACGAUGGGCACUAACGCUUGCUGCGUAUGAAUAUGACAUACAUGUACAGUAUAAAGCAGGAACAAUGAACGGGAAUGCUGAUGCAUUAAGUCGAUUACCACUCCCAGAAAUGCUGGAGGAAACGCCCAUACCCGGAGACACUAUAAAGCUCAUGGAACUUCUGGAAGCAAUUCCUUUGCAUUCUGGCCAAAUUCGUGAUUGGACAAGACGAGAUCCAGUACUUUCCAAGGUUCAUCAGUGUGCCCUUGGAAAUUGGCCGAACAUUACCUGUCCUAGCAAAGAAUUACAACCUUAUUUCAAUCGGAGAACAGAAAUAAGUGUGGAAGAUGGCUAUGGAACGCCAUGUGUCCAAAAAUUAUUUAACGUUAAUUAUAUCAUAUCAUGACUAAAACUGUCAUUAUAUAUAAAUAAUUGAUAAACGAACAGAUAUUAUAUCAAAUCAUGACUUAUUCGUUUUUGUCAUUAUUUGAUAUAAUGUUAUCAACAUUAAGCAUUAUAUCAUAUCAUGAACUUUCGAAAAGUCAUGAUAUGAUAUCAUGACAUUUGGACAAAAUCAUUAUAUGAUAUGAAUCAUAACGUUUCGACAAAAUCAUUAUAUGAUAUCAUAAGCAUUUGUGUAAGUCCUGAUUUUAUAUAAUGCUAAUGCGUUAAACUAUGAUAUCAAAUAAUGAAUUUUCAGUUGAUUCAUGAUAUGAUAUCAUGUAAAGGAACUUUUUCAUUAUAUCAUAUAAUGAAACAGCGCCGAAAAGUCAUUAUUUGAUAUAAUGCAAUAGCGUAGUGCGCCAUCUGUCCAAAAAUUAAAACUGUCCAAAAAUCAAUUAACCUUAUAAUAACUCAAACGUCCGGUAACUUAAAACCUCCAGUUCAUGGACCGAAGGCUAUACAAACAAAUCUCUUCGAUUACGAUCGAUGUUCCUCCGUUUUGCGCUUUCAGCAGCUAAGAAUUGUGCUUGCAUUCGAUUUUUUUAACUUAAAAAGGCUGGAUUAUGGCGAGUGAUGAACGUUGCUGGGAAGACGCAAUAACUAUAGAGCCUUGCAAGGAGCAGUUUGGUCCGUAUUAACACACAGAGGGCCAUUGCAUUUAAUAUCCAUCCCCCCUCUAUGGAUGAGGUCAGUAAGAUUUUAACUUCUAAGAAAAAAAGAUCAAAGUGCCGACACAAAACCCUCUUCAGAAAUUUGUAAAUUUUCCCCUUACGCCUCAGAAAAAUCGCAGACAUCAAAAGAUGCCGACAGGCUUAACCUCUCAGAAACGACUUUUGGGUCACCGCUGGACAUUAAAAGGGAAUGCCCCCAGAGGACCGGACCAAUUCUCGUCGCCGGUAUAAAGCUCGACCAGCACAAGUUUAAGUUGAAACGUUAUAGACCAGGUUUGUAUGACCUACAUAGUCGGUUUCAAAUAAGUACUGAGGCAUUAAGCUUUACUUUGAAUAUUUAUCGAUAUCUUACUUUACAUAAAGGCCGCAGAGAAUUAUACUCAGAAUAGUAUAGAAUAGCACCUUGAGCUAUUGCUAUAAAUAACCGUGGUGGCAAUCAUAUAAUAAAACUAAUAUUAAUAAUAAUAAUAGCCGGCAAACUUUGCGAACGACUUGCCCCACUAAAUGUCGAGGGCAGUGUUGUUUGCUCUGGUUGUUUUCUGUUUAUAUUAUGGUUGCCACUACGGAUGUUUAUAGCUCCUGUGCUAUUCUGAGUAUAAUUUUCUGCGGCCUUUAUGUAAAAUAAGAUAUUGAUAAAUAUUCAUAAAGGUAAAGCUUAAUGCCUCAGUACUUAUACGAAACACUAUGUAGGUCAUACAGACCUGGUUUGUAACGGCGGCGAGAAUUGGUUUGGUGUGGACGCGGUCGCCACUCGCAAUAAUCAAGCAUUUUUAAAUUAAAAAAAUCGACUGCAAGCAGGAUUCUUAGCUGCUGAAAGCGAAAAACGGAGGAAGAUUGAUCGUAAUCGAAGAGAUUUGUCCCAUGAAACGGAGGUUUUAAGUUACCGGACGUUUGAGUUAUUAUAAGGUUAAUUGAUUUUUGGACAGUUUUAAUUUUUGGACAGAUGGCGCACUACGCUAUUGCAUUAUAUCAAAUAAUGACUUUUCGGCGCUGCUUCAUUAUAUGAUAUAAUGAAAAAGUUCCUUUACAUGAUAUCAUAUCAUGAAUCAACUGAAAAGUCAUUAUUUGAUAUCAUAGUUUAACGCAUUAGCAUUAUAUCAAAUCAGGACUUACACAAAUGCUUAUGAUAUCAUAUAAUGAUUUUGUCGAAAAGUCAUGAUAUGAUAUAAUGAUUUUGUCGAAAUGUCAUGAUAUCAUAUCAUGACUUUUCGAAAGUUCAUGAUAUGAUAUAAUGCUUAAUGUUGAUAACAUUAUAUCAAAUUAUGACAAAAACGAAUAAGUCAUGAUUUGAUAUAAUGUCUGUUCGUUUAUCAAUUAUUUAUAUAUAAUGACAGUUUUAGUCAUGAUAUGAUAUAAUUAACGUUAAAUAAUUUUUGGACACAUGGCGUUCCAUAGAUGGCUGCCUGUUAUGGGGAACAAGAGUAAUUGUACCUCCGAAAGGUAGAGCACAGGUGUUAGCGGUAUUGCACGAGGCUCAUCCAGGAAUUUCCAGAACUAAAUCUUUGGCUCUUAGUUAUGUUUGGUGGCCGGGACUAGACCAAGAAAUUGAAGAACAGGUGAAGCAGUGUGGAAGAUGUCAGCAGAAUCAGAAGACACCAGCAGAGGCACCACUGCAUCCCUGGGAAUGGCCAGGCCAGCCAUGGUCACGAGUUCAUAUAGAUUAUGCUGGACCGUACAAAGGAGAAAUGUUCUUUGUGCUAAUAGACGCCUAUUCAAAGUGGUUGGAAAUACACGUGAUGAAAUCAACUACUUCUACAGCUACAAUCGAAAAGUUAAGAGAAAUCUUUGCGACCCAUGGAUUACCCAAGACAGUCGUGAGUGACAGUGGGACUAACUUUUCAAGCGGUGAAUUUGAGUAG